Messenger RNA from Otolemur garnettii (small-eared galago), 1802 nucleotides. It is a transcript of the gene CFAP97, whose product is annotated as cilia and flagella associated protein 97. NCBI's taxonomy places the organism in Eukaryota, Metazoa, Chordata, Mammalia, Primates, Galagidae. Gene Ontology annotation, biological process: spermatogenesis. The transcript is spliced from 5 exons. The coding region runs from base 181 to 1743 and encodes 520 amino acids. The record is from RefSeq and is a predicted model, not a curated record.
CCAGCCACUGCCGCCGGCGCCGUGUACUGAAGUCGCUGCCUUGGUUCCCAGGUGACCUGCGCGCGAGUGUCUCCUGCUUCCCCGCCCGCGGCGCGCCGGCCACCUUCCCUCGCGUUCGGCAUCCGUUUCACCCUCCGGAGUCCAGGUGGCGGCGAGCACUCGGGGUAUAUUUUUGGCAUCAUGGAUCGAUUUGAAGAUAUAUCAGACGGUGAAGUGGACCAUUCUUUCUUUGACAGUGACUUCGAAGAAGCAAAGAAAUGUGAAAGUAACUCAGUUUUUAGCAAGCAAGAAGAUGACCCUAAAGAGAGAAUAGAUAAAGAUAUAGAAAAUGUACAACUGAAAAUUGGAAUACAAACAAAGGAAAAUUAUCUUACUGAAAAGGGAAAUGAAAGAAAAGCAAAAAUUUCCCUAGAAGAACACCCAGCAGAGAAUAUCACACAAACCAGUUCUUUAUCAUUGACAACUCCUUCAAGAUCAAAAAAAUUGUAUGUUGUUACAACGGGUCAUAAAAUCCACAUUCCAAAAAGAAUUCCCAAAAUUGUAAAAGAAGGUGAGGAUGAUGAUUAUACAGAUGAAGAGGAAAGCAGUGAUGAUGGGAAAAAACUCCAUAUGAGGGCCAAGUCAGCUAAUAACUUUAAAAAAAACAUUAGUAAAAAGUAUUCCAAAAUUAGUUCCUCUUCCUCUUCUCUAUCUUCCUCAUCUUCAAGUUCAGGUACAGAUUGUUCAGAUGCUAGAUGUGAUAAAUGCAUAUUGGGUUCACGUCCAUCAUCAAAGAAACAUGUAUCUGGUAUAAUGCCCUUAUCGCCAAAACAUAAAAACACAUCAGGAGUAAAAUCAACAGGAACACAGCCUUCAAGUCCUAAACCAAAAUUUGGUGACCACACUGAGGAAUCUGAAGAUACUGUGACAGAUGUAACCCCUUUAUCAACCCCAGACAUCAGCCCUGUUCAGUCUUUUGAACUGGGUGCAUCAAAUGAUCAAAACAUGAGAGUUAAAAAGCAAGAAAAUGUAAAUCGAGAAGUAUAUGAAGAUGGUGAGGAUUUAAAAAAUAAUUCAAAAUAUUUGAAAUCAGCCAAAAUAGGGACAGAAAAACAUGGGCCCAGUCUCACUUCCCCAUCUUCAGUAUUAGAUUCCAAUUUAGAUGUCAGAUGUAAACAAAAAGUCUUACAUGACACCAUGGACCUGAAUCAUCUUUUGAAAGCUUUUCUGCAAUUAGAUAAAAAAGAACCACAAAAACAUCACUUUGAACAGCAAUUAGUAGUACCCAGGAAAAACUACUCUUUCACAAAAGAAGAGGUAAGACAGAUUGACCGAGAAAAUCAGAGGCUUUUGAAAGAACUGUCGAGACAGGCUGAGAAACCAGGAAGCAGAAGUACAGUUACUAGAUGGCACCACCCCCCUAAGUUGUACCAUAGUGCUCUCAACAGACAGAGGGAGCAGCAAAGGAUCGAGAGAGAAAAUUUGGCUUUAUUAAAAAGGCUUGAAGCAGUAAAACCAACAGUUGGUAUGAAGCGCUCAGAACAGCUGAUGGACUACCAUCGCAACAUGGGUUAUCUCAACCCGUCAUCACCAGCAAGACAAAUGAGAGCCACUCUUAGCCAGUAUAGCCCAUUAAGAGGCGCUUCCAGGACGUCCAGUGCCACCAGUGGUCUCAGCCGUAAGAGUGAGCGGUCAGUUCUUGACACAUCCAGUGGCCGCCCGCUGAGACCUAAACCGCCUCGUGUCCGUGCAGCGUGGUUAUAAAAUCCUUUUUAACUUUGAACAUUGUUUCCCAGUUUUUCUGGAAGUGCUGUUGCACCUUA